Messenger RNA from Mus pahari (shrew mouse), 1810 nucleotides. RefSeq names its product G protein-coupled receptor 183 (gene Gpr183). Lineage: Eukaryota; Metazoa; Chordata; Mammalia; Rodentia; Muridae. Gene Ontology annotation, cellular component: membrane. The record is from RefSeq and is a predicted model, not a curated record. The transcript is spliced from 3 exons. Gene Ontology annotation, biological process: G protein-coupled receptor signaling pathway. Gene Ontology annotation, molecular function: oxysterol binding; G protein-coupled receptor activity. Bases 275 to 1348 code for a protein of 357 amino acids.
GCACCACCAUAAAAGGACGCCUGCUCGAUCACUCUUAAAGCAACAUGCCCAGCUUAGCUACCUCCAGUCUGGGCAAACACGGACUGCCACAACGGAGGCCCUAGACACCUUCUGAUAUGUUUUAUUUGUAUACUGUGAGGACUCGCCUGUUAACACGCACACCACAGGCAGAGAGCCCAGUGCCAGUGAGCAUCCCUCUUCUCUGUCAGAAGUUAAGAGAGACCCAGCCAUCUAGCACCAGGCACAGAGACUGUGACCACUGCUGGAUACAGAAAUGGCUAACAAUCUCACUGCCCCACUGGCAACUUCUCACGGCAACAACUGUGAUCUCUAUGCACACCACAGCACAGCCAGGAUAUUGAUGCCUCUGCAUUAUAGCCUGGUCUUCAUCAUUGGUCUGGUGGGAAACCUGCUGGCCUUGGUUGUCAUUGUUCAAAACAGAAAAAAAAUCAACUCAACCACUCUCUAUUCAAUGAACUUGGUGAUUUCUGACAUCCUGUUUACCACAGCUUUACCCACUCGGAUAGCCUACUAUGCGCUGGGCUUUGAUUGGAAGAUAGGUGAUGCCCUGUGCCGGAUAACUGCUCUGGUUUUCUACAUCAACACAUACGCAGGUGUGAACUUCAUGACUUGCUUGAGCAUAGACCGAUUCUUCGCCGUGGUGCACCCUCUGCGCUACAACAAGAUAAAAAGAAUCGAAUAUGCAAAGGGUGUUUGCCUGUCUGUCUGGAUUCUUGUCUUUGCUCAAACACUGCCACUGCUCCUCAACCCUAUGUCUAAGGGGGAGGGAGACAAGACUACUUGCAUGGAAUAUCCAAACUUUGAAGGGACAGCGAAUCUGCCGUGGAUUCUGCUCGGAGCCUGUCUGCUGGGCUACGUGCUGCCUAUCACAGUCAUUCUCCUGUGCUACUCUAAGAUCUGCUACAAACUCUUCAGGACUGCCAAGCAGAACCCACUCACUGAGAAAUCUGGUGUGAACAAAAAGGCUCUCAACACAAUUAUCCUCAUCAUCGUCGUGUUCAUCCUGUGCUUCACGCCCUACCACGUGGCCAUCAUUCAGCACAUGAUAAAGAUAAUCUGCUCCCUUGGACCCCUAGAGUGCGGGGCGAAACAUUCCUUCCAGAUCUCUCUGCACUUCACAGUGUGCCUGAUGAACUUCAACUGUUGCAUGGACCCUUUCAUAUACUUCUUUGCAUGUAAAGGGUACAAGAGAAAGGUCAUGAAGAUGCUCAAACGUCAAGUGAGUGUAUCAAUCUCCAGUGCAGUGAGGUCAGCCCCUGAAGAGAAUUCGCGGGAAAUGACAGAGUCUCAGAUGAUGAUCCACUCCAAGGCCUCCAAUGGAAGGUAAAGGCAAUUGGGACUUCACAGCACAGCAAGCUGCAGGAUGGGCUCUGCCCAUUGACUGUUCCACUCCCAACCAGGAUGCCUUCCAGUUGUCCUCUCUGGGCAUGAUCUCCCACUGCUGCCCCACCAGCCAAUGCACUGAGAUCCAGACCAGAUGGAGGAAACAAAAAAGCAGGUUCAACUUCAUAAAUGAAAUAUAAUGUAUAUAAAGGAAGGCUAUCAAAAUAAGUCUCAAUGUUAAAAAGAAAAAGAAAAUGCUCUGUGAAAUUACUAUUUCUUGUCAAUAGUUUGGCAAAAGAAAUAAGACUAACUGCACUGUAUACUGCCAGUGUAAAAAUGUUAAUACUGUAAUAUAUGGAACAUAUUUCUUAAUUUACACCUCUUCUAAUUUUAGAUAUCGUCUCCUUAGUAUUGUUUUUGUUUUGCUCUGAGACAAAUGUUUUAAGAAACAUUUUGUGAGAUAAAG